Molecule: messenger RNA, 12285 nt
Organism: Sinocyclocheilus anshuiensis
Lineage: Eukaryota; Metazoa; Chordata; Actinopteri; Cypriniformes; Cyprinidae
Product: ankyrin-2-like
Exons: 50
Coding region: 343-11127 (3594 amino acids)
Biological process (GO): signal transduction
Molecular function (GO): protein binding
Source: RefSeq, a predicted model, not a curated record
ACAGCGACGAUAACAUCGCUCAUAUUGCGCUUCUGUUACACCAUCGUGUAUUUAUCUCAGGCUUAUCGUUAAUUACCCUCAUUCAUCCUCCAUCUCGGUCAGUGUUUCAGCACUGCCGCAUCGGUGCCUGUGCAUGUGAGUAGCGGGAGUGCCGCAGGACACCGCACUUGAGAUCCGCACCGUACGUCACGCUACAGGACAUUCGUCUCCACUCUCCAAUACAACCACAACAUGAGUCGGAGCUUCAGCCCUGACAUCUGAGGCCGGAGCACGGGUCUCGACCACCGCAGUAUCGGGACUGUCAGAUUCCGUUUCGCGGACGACAUCACGCGCUGAGCCUGAAUGUCAAAAAGCUCGGCAGAAAGACAGAGCAGGGGCGGCUCCGUCCGAGACGUGAGGAUGGCCUCUUCCAACAAUACCUCACCCGAAGGAGGCUCUCCACCCCACCAGAACCGCAUCCGCCAGUCGGACAGUAACACCAGCUUCCUGAGGGCAGCCAGGGCAGGUAAUGUUGAAAAGGUGCUGGAGUUCCUCAAGAGCGGACAGGACAUUUCCACAUGCAACCAGAAUGGACUCAAUGCGCUUCAUCUAGCAGCCAAAGAGGGUCACGUGGAGCUGGUGGAGGAACUUGUGGAGAGGGGUGCGACCGUGGACUCUUCAACCAAGAAAGGGAACACAGCAUUGCACAUUGCUUGUCUAGCUGGGCAGAAAGAAGUUGCGAAGUUGUUGGUGAAAAGAGGAGCAGAUGUAAACUCGCAAUCACAGAAUGGCUUCACUCCACUUUAUAUGGCUGCUCAAGAGAAUCACCUGGAUGUUGUGCAAUAUCUUCUGGAGAAUGGUGGAAACCAGAGCAUGGCCACAGAGGAUGGCUUCACUCCUCUGGCCAUUGCUCUGCAGCAGAGUCAUAAUCAGGUGGUCUCUCUGCUGCUGGAACAUGACACAAAAGGUAAAGUCCGCCUGCCUGCGCUCCACAUCGCUGCCCGCAAGGAUGACACCAAGUCUGCUGCUUUGCUGCUUCAGAACGACCAUAAUGCUGAUGUCCAGUCUAAGAUGAUGGUCAACAGGACUACAGAGAAUGGAAAGAGUGGCUUCACUCCUCUGCAUAUUGCUGCUCACUACGGUAACGUUAAUGUGGCCACGCUGCUGCUCAACAGAGGGGCUGCUGUAGACUUCACAGCCAGGAAUGGUAUAACCCCUCUUCAUGUGGCCUCCAAACGAGGAAAUACAAACAUGAUUGCUCUGCUGUUAGACAGGGGGGCUCAGAUUGACACCAAGACCAGGGAUGGGCUGACACCACUGCACUGUGCAGCCAGAAGUGGACAUGACACUGCAGUGGAAAUCCUGCUUGAAAGAGGAGCUCCCAUACUGGCACGGACCAAGAAUGGCCUUUCCCCGCUGCACAUGUCUGCUCAGGGUGAUCACGUCGAGUGUGUGAAACACCUGCUGCAACACAAGGCACCGGUUGAUGAUGUCACACUGGACUACCUGACCGCCCUUCAUGUUGCCGCCCACUGUGGUCACUACAGAGUCACAAAAUUACUACUGGAUAAGAAAGCGAAUCCUAAUGCCAGAGCACUGAAUGGCUUCACUCCUCUGCAUAUUGCCUGCAAAAAGAACAGAGUGAAAGUCAUGGAACUGCUGGUUAAAUAUGGAGCCUCAAUUCAAGCUGUCACUGAGUCCGGCCUGACCCCAAUCCAUGUUGCAGCAUUUAUGGGGCACCUCAAUAUUGUUCUCCUGCUGCUACAGAAUGGAGCCUCACCUGAUGUCUGUAAUAUUCGUGGCGAGACGGCAUUGCACAUGGCUGCAAGGGCAGGACAGAUGGAGGUGGUGCGAUGUUUGCUAAGGAACGGCGCUUUGGUGGAUGCCAUGGCCAGAGAGGACCAGACACCCCUUCACAUUGCGUCACGUCUGGGUCAGACAGAGAUUGUGCAGCUGUUACUGCAGCACAUGGCUCAUCCUGACGCUUCCACCAUUAAUGGAUACACACCUCUGCACAUCUCCGCUCGUGAAGGUCAGGUGGAGACAGCUGCAGUGCUGCUGGAGGCUGGAGCAUCUCACUCACUCACCACCAAGAAAGGCUUCACUCCUCUACAUGUUGCUGCUAAAUAUGGUAGUCUGGAUGUGGCAAAACUCCUCCUUCAGCAGAGAGCACUUCUUGAUGAUGCUGGAAAGUACGGUCUCACACCACUGCAUGUAGCUGCUCACUAUGAUAACCAGCAGGUGGCGAUGAUGCUCUUGGAUAAAGGAGCCUCACCUCAUGCUACUGCUAAGAAUGGCUAUACACCUCUCCACAUUGCAGCUAAGAAGAACCAGACACAGAUCGCCUCUGCGCUGCUUCAGUAUGGAGCAGAGACCAAUGCAUUGACCAAACAGGGAGUGAGUCCUUUACACCUGGCAUCCCAAGAGGGGCACACAGAGAUGGCCUCCCUGCUGCUGGAGAGGGGUGCACAUGUCAAUGCUGCCACUAAGUGUGGUCUUACACCUCUACACCUCGCUGCUCAGGAGGACAGAGUGCAGGUGGCUGAAAUACUGGUCAAACACGAUGCAAACGUAGACCAGCAGACCAAAUUGGGCUACACUCCUCUUAUUGUUGCCUGUCACUAUGGAAAUGUCAAAAUGGUUAAUUUCCUUUUGCAAAAUGGCGCUAAUGUCAAUGCAAAAACUAAGAAUGGCUACACGCCACUUCACCAAGCUGCUCAGCAGGGAAAUACGCACAUUAUCAAUGUCCUGCUGCAGCAUGGAGCCAAGCCUAACGCAGUCACUAUGAAUGGGAACACAGCACUCUCUAUUGCUAAGCGUCUGGGGUACAUCUCAGUGGUGGACACUCUGAAAGUUGUUACUGAGGAAAUAAUCACAACGACAACCACGGUGACAGAGAAACACAAGCUGAACGUUCCAGAGACAAUGACAGAAGUUCUGGAUGUGUCUGAUGAGGAGGGUGAGGACACAAUGACAGGUGAUGGAGGGGAAUACCUGAGAGCAGAGGACCUGAGAGAGCUUGGUGAUGACUCUCUACCUGGGCACUACCUGGACAACAUGAGCUACACUCAUAACUUAGACCGGUCCCAUGAGACCCCCAGUCAUCUUGCUUACAGGGGUGAAGGAAUGCUGAUUGAGGAUAUGAUCACCAGCCACCAGCUUAAUAAGGUUUCUGCAUUCUCUCGAGAACAUGAGUCAUAUCGACUGAGCUGGGGUGCUGAACAUCUGGAUAAUGUGGUGCUAACUAGCACUCUUCUGCAGUCAGGCCGAUCCACCCCAUGCCUUGACAAUGACAACAGCAGCUUCCUGGUCAGUUUCAUGGUGGAUGCCCGUGGUGGAGCCAUGCGUGGCUGUCGUCACAAUGGACUACGCAUUAUUGUGCCACCUAGAAAGUGCUCAGCACCUACACGGGUCACAUGUCGUCUGGUGAAGAGGCACAGGCUGGCCUCUAUGCCCCCUAUGGUGGAGGGAGAGGGGCUCGCAGGCAAGCUCAUUGAAGUUGGACCCACCGGAGCCCAGUUUCUUGGUAAACUCCACCUCCCAACAGCCCCUCCUCCUCUUAAUGAGGGUGAAAGUCUUGUCAGCAGAAUUCUGCAGCUGGGUCCACCCGGCACCAAAUUCCUCGGGCCUGUGAUAGUGGAGAUCCCCCACUUUGCUGCAUUGCGUGGGACAGAGAGGGAGUUGGUGAUUCUGCGCAGUGAGACAGGAGAGAGCUGGAGAGAACAUUACUGUGAGCAUACAGAAGAGGAGCUGAAUCAGAUACUCAAUGGCAUGGACGAGGAACUGGACACUCCUGAGGAGCUGGAGAAAAGGCGAAUCUGCCGCAUCAUCACACGGGAUUUCCCACAAUACUUUGCAGUGGUGUCCCGCAUUAAGCAGGACAGUCAUCUGAUCGGUCCAGAGGGUGGGGUGUUAAGCAGCAUACUUGUUCCACAGGUCCAGGCUGUGUUCCCAGAGGGAGCAUUGACUAAACGGAUACGCGUUGGGCUACAGGCCCAGCCAAUCAGUGAGGAUCUGGUGAGGAAGAUCUUGGGUAAUAAGGCUACAUUCAGCCCAAUUGUUACUUUGGAGCCCAGAAGACGCAAGUUUCACAAGCCCAUCACCAUGACUAUUAUUGUCCCUAAAAGCCCAACCAGUGACGGGACAAGCAGUACCCCCACUCUACGACUAUUAUGUAGCAUUACUGGUGGGACGACUCCAGCACAAUGGGAGGACAUAACUGGAUCCACACCGCUAACAUUCAUCAACCAGUGUGUUUCAUUUACCACUAAUGUGUCAGCAAGGUUCUGGCUUAUAGAUUGCCGUCAGAUCCAGGAGGCUGUGAACUUCUCCAGUCAGCUGUAUCGUGAGAUCAUCUGUGUUCCCUAUAUGGCCAAGUUUGUCAUCUUCGCCAAGACAUUGGACCCUAUAGAAGCACGACUCCGCUGCUUCUGUAUGACGGAUGAUAAGAUGGAUAAAACUCUGGAGCAGCAGGAGAACUUCACUGAAGUGGCUCGUAGUCGAGAUAUCGAGGUUCUAGAGGGAAAGCCAAUCUUUGCAGACUGCUUUGGAAAUUUGGUCCCACUGACCAAAAGUGGACAGCACCAUGUGUUCAGCUUCUAUGCCUUUAAGGAAAACCGUCUUUCUCUCUUUAUCAAAAUUCGUGACAGCACUCAAGAACCAUGUGGCAGAUUGUCUUUUACAAAAGAACCAAGAACAUAUCGCAGUCUAAACCACAAUGCAAUAUGCAACCUGAACAUCUGCCUACCUGUUUACUCAAAGGAAUCUGAUUCUGACCAAGAUGCAGAUGAUGAGAGUGAGAAGACACAUGAGCAAUAUUAUGAUGGAUCUGAGUCAACAGAGCUUUCCAUGCUGCAAAUCAUACAUGAUCCUGCAACACUCGCAAGUCCAGAUCUACUUUCAGAGGUUUCUGAAAUGAAGCAGGACCUGAUUAAAGUGUCAGUCCUUCUGACCUCUGAAAAGUCAGAAAAAUCGUGCUCCUCUGAUGCCGGAGAGCGAUCAGACAAGGCUGGGGACGAGGAAGUGGAUGAGCCAUUUGAAAUUGUUGAAAAAGUGAAAGAAGACUUAGAGAAGGUAGAAGAGAUUCUUCGUGACAGAACAAUGGAUGAUACAAAAGGAGGAGUUGCUAUUAUGAGAUCUGUAACCAUUGAUGAUGAGGAGUGGGUCCUUCUCAGUGUGACAGAUGUUGCGGAAUCCAAAAGCAAAAAUAUCACUGAAGUCCAAGAGGCACUCGUUCAGGAAGUUCGAAUCACAAGAGACAUUAUAUCCAAUUCUCCUCCUCAGAGGGAUAUUUCAGGUAUGAUUUCAUAUCUCAGCAGUGACUUAGAACAGUGUCUGCAGGAAACGCCUGUACCGUUUAAUGAUUCGCAAGAUGAGGAUAGUGUUCAAGAAAGUUUUAAAGAGGUUGUUGUGACACGUGGUAAACACCGUCCAGCAGGAAUCAAAAAGCCAGCAAGGAAAAAGCGUAAAGAGAGGGAGUUUGCAAGCGGCAGUUCAGAGGAUGACUUGGAAAGUAUGAGUAGGAGUCAGUCUGAGGAGUCUCUUGAUGAAGAUGCAGUUAUCGGUGGAUCUGAACCUGUCUUUGGACCUGUUCCUGUGUCUCCCAGAGUUGUAGAAACUCCGAUUGGAUCCAUUAAGGACAGGGUUAAUGCACUGCAGAAGAAGGUUGAAGAAGAGAAUGAGGUGGACAGUCAAAAGUGGAAAUCCCAAAAUGUCAGUACUUCCCAGAGUAAGCCAUAUGUCACAGAGACAGAAAAAUCAGCCAAGCUUCUUCCAAAAUCCCUCAGAUCCCCAAAGUCACAGACGGAACGGCUAGAGGAAACUAUGUCUGUAAGAGAGCUGAUGAAGGCUUUUCAGACUGGCCAGGAUCCAUCGAAAAGCAAGUCUGGACUUUUUGAACAUAAAGCAGUUAUGACUGUAACCUCUGAAGCAGCACGUUCUGAUGUGAUACAAGUUCCCCCAACAUAUGAUAGCCAAAUGACACUACCAACUCAACGUUUACAAGAAAGAACAAUUACAAAUGUAACCUCUGAAAUGCCAAGUCCUAAUGUGGUGCAGAUUUCCCCAAUAUAUGGUAGCCAAAUGACAGCAACAACUCAACAUUUACAAGAAAGAACAAUUACAACUGUAACCUCUGAAAUGCCAAGUCCUAAUGUGGUGCAGAUUCCCCCAGUAUAUGGUAGCCAAAUGACAGCAACAACUCAACAUUUACAAGAAAGAACAAUUACAACUGUAACCUCUGAAAUGCCAAGUCCUAAUGUGGUGCAGAUUCCCCCAACAUAUGGUAGCCAAAUGACAGCAACAACUCAACAUUUACAAGAAAGAGCAAUUACAACUAUUCCCUCUGAAGCAAGUUCUGAUGUGAAGCAGGUUCCUCCAACAUAUGAUAACCAAAUUCCAGAAUCAACCCAGCAUUUACAAGAAACAAUUGUAGUAGAAAACAAGAUCCUUCAAGAAUCAUCACAUAUUGACCAAAACACAAUUCAGCAUAAACCAGUGAUCGAUGAUGGUGAAGCAGUACAUGAAAAACCACUAACGAUCAUCCAAAUCGAAGGUGAUCAUGCUGUAACUUCCAACAUUAUUUUUAACUUUGAAGAGAAAAGCUCUCCAGAAGACCUGCUCGGUAAACAUACAGCAAAUGACCAAAAUGGAAAACCAUUACAGGAACCAGAAACUGUGGAAAAACAAAUAUGUUCUGAACUAUUAAGUAACGAAGACCCGCGGUUGAUAUGUGAGAGAAUGUAUUAUGAAAAUAACAUCUACCAGAACAGGAGAUUGUCUGUGGAACCUCAGAUCAGCCCAGACAGGAAACCAUCAGAGGAUUUCAGUGCAGAUAUUAAGGCAGAACUUGAGGAAAAUCCUGAAUAUCUGCUCUUUAGGCGAACUUCAGGUGAAGCAAGUAAACAUUAUUUAAUGUGUAGUGAUGGCCUUUCUUUGGAAGAUGAGGAGCAGAUACACCAGGCAGCAGUGGAUCCAAGUAAAUCAAACAUAAUCACUGCAUUUGCUACUGCAAUGGUGCAAGGUGAACCCUUACGUCAAAGUGAAAUACAUGAUGGAGCAUUGGAAGAAAGUCAUGAUAGUGACAAACACGAGGCCUUAGCAGACUCUCCUGGCAAUAGUAUAGGGACAAGGACUCCUCACUCCAGCACAGGUGACAGUGAGAAACAUUUGGGACUUGCUGAAACCCCUCAAAAUAGUCCGGAAGUCCUUGUUUUUUCUUCCAGUACAACUAGUAAAGAAACAGAAGACAGAUAUCCAGGGGACCAGGAGACAAUUCACCAAUCAAGUUCGACAUCACAUGAAAGAGCGGAGAGUGACAAGAGUGAAUUAUGUUCAGUAACCUCCAUAAAAAUCAAGACUGAAUCACCUUAUGAUUCUAAGAUUGAAUCAUCUUCUCCAUCCACCAAUAUUGAGUCACCGUCUUCUGCUAAUUCAAAGACAAUAGUUCAAAAUAUAAUUCAAGUUAUGAAAUUAGAGAGUGAAAUAUCAGCACAUAAUAUGAAAAGUGAUUAUACCUGUAAAGAUAGCAUGAAGCUGAUCAAAUCAGAUGUAAUUACUGAGUCUGAGAAGAUACCACAAUAUAGCCAUCACAGUCAAGAUGCACCAGAGAGACCUUCUAGUUUGGAUUCUCUGCAGCCUGCAACCAUGAGUGAUACUAAAACUCUCUGUAGAAUAGACUCGCUUGAGACUACUCCCAUCAGAGAAGAUGGAUCAUCCCAAAAAUCCCCAGACUCUAUUGAGCCAAGCCCAACCAAGGAGUCCCCAUGUCAAGACUCUUUAGAGGGAAGUCCCACUGGUCAAGAAUCUGGUCAGCUGAGUUACACUGAAAGGGUCUUCUCAACAAGUCAGGCUUUAAUUUCUGACUCUGGGGGAAAAGAAUUAAUUUCUAAACAAAACAUUUAUUUAGAAAGUGAGUCAUCCCAAGGUACCCAUGAUACCUUAGAUAUGCAGUACAUUUCCAUGACCCUGGAGCAAAAAGAAAAGGUGAUUGACAGUGGGGAUCUUUAUGACUUUGAUGCUUUACAAAGGCAAUUCACUCCAGAAGAAGAGAUGUUUAAGAUGGCUGCAAAGAUCAAAACAUUUGAUGAAAUGGAAAAGGAUGCAAAAGUUAAAAAGGUAAAAUUUGAUUUUGAUUGUGGUUCUAAACAACCAAAAGAGGAAGAAGUGCUGUCACCACAUAAAAGUUCACUAGACUUUAACACAAUGUUUACCAUAACAUCAGAAGAGCAGUACUUGGAGAACCCUGCUGAAUCUUGUCCAGUAUUUCCCUUACAUUCCUCAUUGUCAGAUGAUGAUUAUGACAGUCCUGAAUCAACUCACAAGGUCUCAGGAGAAACCACUGAGGUUUUAGAGACCACAGACAAAAUGGAGGAGGUGCAUGCUCAUUUAAAGAUUGUUGAUUUACAGACAUGCAUAGACAUUCCAUCUAUGCAAACACAUGUAGAGAACGAGGAGGAAGGCUAUGAACAGUUACCUUCAGAGUACCAUAGUAUAGUGAUUGGUGAGACUACAACUAAGGAGGAUCUCAUUAUUACAUCAGCAGAGAGCAAAAUGGGCAUUGAGAAGGAUGGUGAUGUUGAAUCUACUGGUGAGAGCACAACUUCUGAAAAAGUGCUUUCUCCCAUCGACAAUGUAGGUGCCACCACUGUUGCAAAGGAAGUGCAGGAUGAAUCCCAGCCAGAUGUAUGUAUUUAUCAAAAGGACAAUGAAGAGAAGCCAGAAGAAAUCCCACUGUCUAUUCCAAGAGACUUGGUUCCCUGGAGUGCUGAAGUGGAAGACGAUGAGGCAUUCGAUGCAAAAAUUGAGGCUGAGGAGCAGAAAAUACUUGCUUUGUGUAUAGACAGACGUUCCCAUGGAACCACACCUGACACAACUCCAGGACGAACCCCUACUGAAGAGGGGACACCAAAUCCUUUCCUCUUCCAAGAGGGAAAGCUAUUUGAGAUGACCAGAGGUGGCGCUAUUGACAUGACCAAAAGGACCAUGGAGGAAGAAGAAGAAAGGUUAGUCUUUUUUCCGAUAAAUGAAGAUCCAAGUGAAGAAUUUGAGCAAGUCAAUUUCAUUGCUAGUGAGUCUGUUGCAAUAGCUUCAUUUGAGAUGCCUACAGAUGGUUUAGUUCAUCAAGACAGACUCACUGAGGAACCUGAUGGCUUUAGUAAAACUGGAACCAAACGUGUUCAACCAGAACAUCCAGAACAGAAUGAUUUUCCUAUCCAAAGUGAACCAAAGAGUCCCACAGAGGAUAAUGGAAUCUGUGAAGACACAUUAAUACCGAAUGUUGACACUGCCACUUAUACAGUAACACGAACAGUUUAUUCUGAGCAAGACCCGGAAUCCUCUGACUCUUCAGUGGAAGAUGAACAGCAUUCUGUUGUUGAAAUGCCCAUAUCCACCCAAGUAUCUACAAUUUCCCCUAGUGCCUCAGUUCAUACUGUUAGUCAACAACAAUUCCAGACAUCACCUUCAAUGUACACUCCAUCCAAAGACCUUGUUGCUGAAAUUGAAGACACAACAUCUAAACCAAAAAUAGCUUUAAAAGCAGCCAGCUUUGACCAAGUUCUAGGACAAGGGGACUCCAUUGAACAGAAUCAAAGGCCUAAAUCUGUAGCAGAUAUUGGUGACUCAGAAUGGUCCAUGUCUGUUGUAGAUGAUCACACUAAAAUAGACAGCAGCUACACCAAACCAAAGACUUCAUCCUCCCAGAUGCCUGUUUCACCGACACAGUCUCCUAACCUACAGUAUGCUGUAUCCAGUCAGCCUGAACUUCCUGCUGAAUUCUCUCAGGAUUUGGACUCUUCAAGGAGCACAGAGCGUGAUAAAACCAAAGGAGACAGAGCCUCUGUUGAGUUCGGGAUAGAAAGCAGUUUGAAAGCAAAUCGACCCCCGUCUGUAGGCGAUGAUGUCUUUGAGUCAAGGCCCAACUGGGAAGAUUGUGUGGAGACACAGAUGCAGAGAAUCUCAGACAGCACUACCCCAGACCAAAGUAAAGUGGACUGGCAUGAUGAUGCAGAUAGGAAAGAAGAGACUUUGGCCAUCAUUGCUGACCUUCUAGGUUUUAGUUGGACAGAGCUGGCCAAAGAGUUGGAGUUCUACGAAGAUGAGAUUCAGCAAGUGCGUGCUGAAAACCCAAAUUCACUACAAGAGCAGAGUCAUGCUCUUUUACAGUGCUGGGUAGAGAGAGAAGGAAAGCAUGCAACUGAAGAUACAUUGAUUAAAAGACUCACUAAAAUAAAUCGCAUGGACAUUGUCCAUCUUAUUGAGAUCCAAAUGCACAAGUCAUUUCAGGAGCAAACCUCAAGAACAUAUGCAGAGAUUGAAAGGACCCUGGACCACAGUGAAGCUCUCUCCUCAGUCCAAGAGGAUGGUGACAGUCUUCGGGUGGUGCGGAGAGUGGAGACUUCACAAAGGCAUCCUCCAGCUGUGUCAGAAGAAGACUUAUCUGUGGCCUCUCUCCUUGACAUUCCAUCGUGGGCUGAAACAAUGGGAAACACCCAUUCAGAGAGCAUUCAUGGGGAUAUGAUCGAAGAAUUGGAGAUCAACCAGGACAGCUUCACCAAUCCAUGGCUGUUUCAAGAGAUCAAAAAAGAAUCUACAAAGGAAGAUGCAGAUGAAGAAGAGAUUGAUGAGGCAUUAGGUGUGCUGUCGGAUAGCUCUGACGAGGAUGUGGUGACCACCAGAGUGGUGCGAAGGAGAAUAAUUAUUCAGGGUGAUGAUGUUCCAGAUGUUCCUCCACAGUCUGUAAGAGAAGAGCAAUACACAGAUGCACAGGGAAACUUGGUUAUGAAGAAGGUGACCAGGAAGGUCAUUCGACGAUGUGUGUCAUCUGAUGGGGUGGAGACAGAGAAGGUGAGGAUGGAGGGCUCCCCCCAGCAGCCUGUCAAUGUGGCACCAGGGGAUGGAUACUCAAAAGUAAUAAAAAGGACAGUACUGAAGAGCGAAGGACAUCAGACAGAGGUGACUUUCCAUGAGCAAGAUGGCAUGUCAUCUUCCAAGGGUGAAUCUGCUCUAGGUCAAGAGGUCAGACAGGUGGUCCAGACAAUGAUGGUACAUGGAGAACAGCUGGAAAAGCAUGAGGGGGAUCCUUAUCUUGCCUCAGACCUGCCCUCAGCCCGGGAGGAUUUCACCCAGGACGAGGAUGCAGAAGUCUAGGACCCACAGGAGAUCAGUAGUGAGGGAUGCUGGGGGACAGAAGCAGGUGUGCGUGGAGCAGAUAGACGAUCGGUCUGAGCCCCAUGACAACCUACAGCAUCACCUCCAUCACCUCAUUCACCACUACUGUGCCCAAAACGACUGAGAGGAAGAGAGGGAGGAAGCCAGAGAAGUCCGAUUGAUGGUUUCCCCCUUAAUUUUCCUCUCCCUAUCUCCAUCGCUUCUCUCUUUGAGCCUGUCUGCUCUCCUAACCACUCCUAUGCACCAUGCUCAUGCAAUCCCAGAGUGCACUUCACUCCUGCCACUUCCAGUCUUCCUGUCCAGUCAAACUGGAUGUUUGCCCAGUUUAAGUAAAUGGACAAUAUUUUCCUCUCUCCUUAUUUUCCCCAGUUUACCACAAGUGUUUAUCUAUUUCUGUCCUUCAUUGUGACCAAAUGGUGUUCUUUCCUUUCCUUUCCUUUCCUUUCCUUUGCUUUUUAAAUCCCUCAGUUAUAACACCAAUGAGCACACACACACAAAAAUCACAAUAACCAAAAACGUUUUUAUCAAAAGAGAGAGAGAAAAAAAAAGUCCUGGUCAUUCAUACUCAGAACAUUUAAGCUUGAACUAACAGAACCUGUACUGCACUGCCUACCACAACUAUUGAAUAUCGUUGCAUUAUAUCACCACAUCAUGACAUGCUAUUUUGAUCUCAGCGGUUGAGAUGUCUGAAAACUUCUUGCCUUCUUUAUCAGCUGUUGGGGUAUCGUGUGUCUGUGUAUUCUAUCCAUGGAGAGUAUAUAUAAUAUGCAUUUUUAAAAUGACAGUAGAUCACAUUAGCCACCUGUAAGGAUAUUAGCAGGCAUGCUUAGCUAGCAGCAGUCACUUAUUAAUAAGACUUUCUGUGGUUAGACGACUGUCAUUUUUCUGUUUCUCUUUGUGUCUGUGAUCUGUAGCAAUUCUAGUCGUCAUCAUCAUCACAUUUCAGUGCAGCUUUUUGUUGUAAUAGAACACAUUAACAUGCGCUUUAUGGUUUUAAACUCACUUUAGCAAGCGUUUCAAGAGGGACUCAGGAAGCAAAGGUGGAAUCAAAUUCAAGUAAUCAGUUACACACAUUCUAUUUUUAUCUGAAUUUAUUCAUUUCUUUACGUAUGUGUUUUUGAGUGUGUGUGCGUGUGA